UCCUGGAAGCUUCUGGACUGGUUUCAAUUUCGCGUAUUUUGAUUUCUUUUCCGUCGAAUUUAGUAGAUCUGGUUGAAUGGAUUCGACCCCAUCGGUUUCAUUGGCGGCUUUUGGCUUUUGGAAAAUGUUUGAUUGUUUUUUUUAUCAGAGUGAAAGUGCUUAUUUAUGAAGCCGAAAACUUUCUCUUUUUAUAUGGAUCGUUCGGACUUGUUUCGUUUGAAUUGAAACGCUACGGGCAAUUCGUUUUUUGGGUUUUAGUUAUUACAGCAUAAACAGCACGGAUAAAGGGUCUCUCUUUCUGCUUAUGCUUUUGGGAAAAGUGUUUGUUUUGUGGGAUCUAUUAGGGUUUUAAUUUGGUGUUUAGAUUGUAGCUUGGUUACUUAAUUAUUCUAGAAAAUGAUCUUAGAGUUGGAAAAUUGGUUUGAGUGUAGUUUUCAUAUUAUAUCAAUAUAUAUUUGUUAGUAUUAUUUUGCAAGUUAUAUUGCAUAAUUGCAUCUGUUCACACAAUAUGUAAAACUUCUUCCUUUUUUUCUCACUUGUCGUUUUUCAAUUUGCCGAUCAGCCAUGAUGUGUUCUUUACUUGUCUACAGAUAGUCUAUUUCGUUGACUUAGAGUUUGCUGUUUUAUCUUCGAUUUCCUUUACAUGUGCUAUUGGGUUCUCUUGCUAAUGUAUAUCUUUGAUUUUUGUUAUGGUUGUGUGCAGGAUAUUGAAAUUGGUAGUGUGAUAGCUAGAAGAAGUGGAGAAAUUGCACGGUCGUAUUAGCUAACUAAAUUUGGUUUUUAGAAAAAUAGUGUAGCUGCAUAAUUAUCAUAGUGGUGGUCUUGAAAGUGACUUCAGAACGAAUUCAGGGUCCUGCUAAUUGCUAUUGACUUUGAUUUAUAGACGAGAAGGGGUAAUAUAAGAUUGCAAAAUCUUGGAAUCAUGCCGGUAUCGGGAAAUGAAGAGACUGGGGUUAAACCCGUCACCCGGAAAUCUAGUGAUUAUAGUGCAGGUGUUCCUAUCAAGAAAAGGAGGUUUUUCAUGAGGCCUCCUUCACCUCCUCCUGAAGAACCAAUUUUGUUUCCGAAAGAAGAACCAUCUUCUUUUCCAGCAAAAAUUAAUUCAGUACACGAGGAAUCUCGGGGGUCGACUCCUUCAUAUGUUAGUAUCACCAGUUCUGGACUUUCUGAUGCAAACAAGAUUCCUGAAUCCGAUUAUGGAAAAGGAAACUCUGGCGUUGCAAAUGUUAGUGUGGCUCGAGGAAAUGAUAAUAUCUUUAGAGUCAAACUUGAAGAACCUAGCCUGACGAUUCACUCGAGUUCUUUGGAUGACAUGCAGGGGAAGGGGAAGCUUGUCUUGUCUGAUAAUCCUACACCUGAGUUGACUUUAAGGAAAAGUGAAUUGACUUUAGCACCAAAUGAAGCUCUUGCAUCUAAUGUAGGUACGGAGAUUUUGCAGAGCCAAAGUAAAGUAGAAGUGAAGUGCAAAGAAGAAAUGCCUGCUGUUGCUGAGAGUACUGAAUUAUCAUUAGGUUUAAGAGAACAUCUUGCUCCAGCUUUGACAGGACGGGUUAUUGGUGAUGACAGGAGUUACCGGAAUCAGGGUAACUUGGAGCCUAUGUCACUGGAUUUGUCUUUAAGUAAAGAAAAAACCAGCAGCCAAUGCGACAGUAGUGGGAAAGGUUUGAAUUCCCUUGGUGCUGAUAUGAGUGCAUGUCGAGCAAACUGGGAUUUGAAUACACCAAUGGAUGCAUGGACAGAUACUGUUAGCGAUUCUUCCGUAUUCUUUUAUGGGAGUAAUGCAACUGGUGGGGUGAAUUGCACAACUGGGUUGGUUGGAGCUGGUGUUAACAAAGAAAAACUGUCCAUUGUUCAGACUCAGAACAGAGGUAAUGAGCCCGUCUUAUCCACACUUGCUAACCAGUACAAGCCCAAUGACUCCCUUCUUUUGCGCCUUAGUUCAUCUUGCUCGCAGUUAAACCAGUGCCAAAACCCUUCUAGUUCAUCCAGUAAACUGGAUUUACAUAGGGUGAUAUCUGCUACAAACGUACCUAGAUUGUUUGGGCCAAUUAGAAAUUUGAACUUGGGUAAUCAUAAAACUGUGAAAUCAGAACCAUUUGACGAGGGUGUCAAACUAGAUGUUAAUGUAUCUAAACUGGAUGUUAACGUAUCUAAACCCAGUAACACAGGAUUAGUAGAUAGUAGUAGAGCAGUGAAGUGUGGAGUCGUUGAGCAGGGGAAUCUUGGAGCUGUUAAGUCUUCAAAUACGAGCACCCGACAUUCAGUCGAUGCUAGACCCAUAAAAUCUGAACCAACUCAUGUGGAUCCUCAAGAAACCAUCAAGUCAAUUGAAGGCACCUCAGUUCAACUGGAUAAACAUUUGAUACAAGGUCUGGAUAAUCGUUCUUGUGACAUGACAUUGCCUAUGACUUCAGAGGUGUCUUGCCGUGUUGGAAAGCCUUGUUCAACGGAGUUGACUAUGAGCAGGGAUGUGAUAAAGCAUUCUGGAAACGUUAUUGCAUAUGCGCCUAUGGAAGCUUGUCAAAGCAAAGAUCAGGUUGCUGUAUCUCAGGGUCCUGAUACUAAGGGAAACAAUACGAGAACAGAAGAUGGUAAUGUUGACAGCGAGAGUUGUAAAUUGAAGUUUAUGAAUGAUCAGUCACUUGAUUCACGGGGAAGUGGUGAGGGUUCUGCCAGUGAUGAGGAAAAGAUUAAUAUAUCUGGGGAUAUGCUGGAAGAUUCUUAUGGUUCUGAUUGUGAAUCAGAUGGUGCUCAUGCUUUAGAUACAACCAUGGAUACUGAACAAGAUGGUAAACGUGAUGAUUAUGAAGACGGUGAGGUCCGAGAGUCAGUGGAGCUUACUGCGGUAGAGGAACCUAUAUGUAUGGCAAGAGAAGUGGAACAUGACGAUAAUGAUGAUUUUGAUAAUAAAAGGACAGAGCUUGUGGGACCUAUUAACAAUGUUCAGCCUACAUCAUUCUAUUAUGAGGCAAAAGACAACAAAGACAAUCUUGCUGAAACAAGUAACAAUAAUUAUAAAGAAUCUUUCCAGGUAGUUUGUAAUGAUAAAUCUGAUACGUGCUCUGAUGAAGAUAUGAGUUUGCAUGAAGAACCAUUAGCUGUUGAAAAUCUAACAAUCGGGGCUGGUGUGGAAGGGUCAACAGAACCUGAUGAUCAAGCAGUGAAGAUGGAUGCCCAGAAAUGUCAGGAUGCAGAGUUCUCCGGGCAAGUCAUUAGUGGAAAUCAAGGAACUGUAGUGGAAAGUGGUCAGGGUAAAGAGCUGCACGUAAAUAACACUGACCUGGCACCAAUGGGUGACUCAAAUUUGCCCAAAACAUCCGGUAGUGGUGAUAAUGCUGCUAAGGAUACCAGUUAUGGAGGACAACGGAGCAGGAUAAUAACUUUGCCUCGAUCUUCAACUGUUUCUCCGAGUAAAUCAAUAUCUAUUUCAGGACAGCCUUUGCCGUCAAGAGUUGGAAGAGAAAUAUUAACUGAUGUAGAAAUGGAGGAAGAGAAUAUACAUUCUCGAGGGAGAGGUGAACCAUAUGUUAACAGAAACCCGGGAUUUUCAAGGGAGCGAUACCAAGAUCAAUCACUGAGAUAUCCUAGAUUAGGUUCUGGACGUGGUAGAGGGAGGAUGCAUAGUCGUGGCAAUUGGGGUUCUGAUCGUAACUAUGCUUCGGAGCUUUAUAAUAAUCAAACAAACUAUCGUGUCCCCAGACAUAAAUAUGCACCUAAUGUUUCUGAUGCUGACCUUGAAUAUAACACUUACAAUAUGCCUCCAGAUAGUGCAUUUUAUGGUACAGGUCGUGGAGGAAGGAAGCUUUCAAAUGAUGGACCACUUAACUACCGUAUACCCUCAAGGAGGCGGUCUCCUGUUGGAGUGCACACCAUUUACAUGCCUCGCCGAAAUCCAAGAAAUAUUAGCCCAACCAGAUUCAACGGUGAAGAUGCUCCAAAUUUGGUUGGAAUGAGGCAUAAUGAGAAGUUUAUGAGGGGUUUCCAUGAUGAUAGUGCAGACCCCAUGUUCACUCGUAGCCAACCUUCAUAUGAGGGAGUGCAUGGUCAAUUUGGACGAGGCAAUCGGAACUUUUCUUUUGCACAGAGGAGAGGGAUUCCCAGAGUUAGCUCAAAAUCGCCAAUAAGGUCCAGGACUCGCUCUCCUGGGCCAUGGUCUUCUCCUAGAAGAAGAUCCCCAGAUGGAUUUGGUGGGCCUAGAGAACUGACUCAUCGAAGGUCUCCACCAGUUUACAGGAUGGAGAGGUUUAGAUCCCCUGAUGACCCAUGUUUUCCCGGAGAGAUGGUGGUUAGAAGGAAUCCGUCAAAUGAUUUGAGGAAUAUGGAUCCUGGAAGAGACCACGGCCCUCCAAGGUCUGUUAUUCCCAAUGGGAGUCCUUCAAGCCGGAGUUUAGUCAGAAACAGGAGAUUUGAUGUCAUGGAUCCUCGAGAGAGGCCAAAUAAUGGCAAUUACUUUGGGGGGGCCAUGCAUUCUAGCCGUUUGCAUGAGCUUGGUGGUGAUGGAAGUGGUGAUGAGAGAAGAAGAUUUGCUGAGAGACGUGGACCCGUCCGUUCAUUUAGACCUUAUAAUGGUGUUGGUGGUGAGACAUUUCAUCUUAACGGAGAGGAUGGCCCUAGGCCUUUGAGGUUCUGCCCAGAUGAUAAUACCGAGUUUCAAGAAAGAGGCAAUUUGAGGGAAAGGGACUUUGACAGAAGGAUUAAGAAUCGGCCAGGAAAUGCUCCUAGAAGAAUGAGAGGGAUUGAAGACCAAGAAGCUAAUUGCGGACAUGGUGAACAGCCUUGGCAUGAUGGUGUGUUUGAUGAUACGUCACAAGUGAAGAGAAAAAGAUUUUGAAUUUGCUUCUGUCAUGACCUUGAAUUCGGGAUUGGUUGUUCAUGUCCGGCACACAGAAUUAGUCACUUUUCUGGGACAUUCUGUUGACUCAAAGCAUUAAAAAAAGUGCCAUUCUGUUUGCAUAGGAUGUUCUGUGGGCCUUCUCCAGUUCCAAGCUUUGCUUAUGAUUCUGUGGUUUCAGGACUGGAUGCAAAUACAGCCUUGCUUAAUUGUCUCCCAUGUAAAUAGUUUGCAUCUGGUACUGGUACUAUGGUGGUUACUGGUUAGUUCUUCUCGAUGCUCAUAUUACAGUAAUUAUGGGUUUUACAUGUAGUGCCUAAAUUUCAUUAGCAAUAUGUGUACUUGCCAUAGGUCUUGGUUGCACAUCACAUCUCGUAAGGUCAUUAUCGUGGAGUUAGCCAUUUAAAUGCUUAUGCGAAGAUUCUCCCUAGUUUCUGAGUUAUGUUUCUGCAUUGGUUUUGAUGCUUGGUGAGCCAGGGCAGGUAUCCUACAAGGAGCUGUCAUCACUCUUAACUAGUAUUUAGGCCACAAAAGCUCCAAUUAUAACUGCGUCUCAUCACUUUCUUCACGUCCAUCUUCCUGUCGCACCUUGUGUGACCUCAGAUGAGAAGCCCAUCGGUACUGUUUGAUCUUCGAUUUGAAAAUUUUCUUCGUUCCUGGUUAUGCGAUCUGCAGCAAUCGGCAGAGAAGCAGAUCAUGUACAAGCUUUCAGUAUAGAACAUCUUAUUGGUUGGAGGUUGUAAUGAAUAAUGAUAUGCAGAAAUGUUGGAAACUGAUGUGAAGGAGAAGUUUGCUCCGUUACUUGUUAUGUAUGAAUAAUGGAACGGGCUUUGUCAGCAAGUUCUGGAUCGGCUGCUAAGCUUACUGGUACUGAAGUACACAGGUGAAUAAUGCUGUGUAGGAGGUUGUUUAUAUCUGUUGAUCUGUUCUUUGUUUUCUUGACUGUUGGGUAGCUGACAUGCUAUUAGGGAAUUUAGAAACAUAUUUGUCUGAACUUCCUGGAGCUGUCAUGCAACGCUUUGUGCGCUUCUUAGUUCUCAUGCGCAGUUAAAUGCCGACUGGAAUCGGCCACAAAACGGGGAAUGUUGGGUGUAUAAUCCGUUAUGUUGUGGAGACAGUUAUCCCCCUGGAAAUUUAGUACAUCGAGAUUUGUCAAAACUUGAAAAAGUUGGUUGGUUUUUGAGUCGUACUUUGAACUUCUUGGAUCUGUUUUUGUAGUAGGUCUGGGCAAUGAAGGUGUCGGGAAGUCUUAGAACUAGUCUUUGUGUUUCCUGUGCUACUUUCCUUCCUCAUUAGAUCAGCAGCAAGGUUGAGAAGUUGGAUCCGGUUACCGGCCAAACUUGAUCCGGUUGCCGGCCAAACUUGCCGUAAGACCCGGUUGCCGGCAAGACUUGUCGUAAGACUCGGAACUGGCCUCUGCAUCUAAAUAUAACCUAAAAAUCUAUUAAUAAGUGUGAGGUUGCAGAUGAGUAAGGGGUAAAGUGAAUUUACAAUUUCGACCGCGCAUUCCACUUGUGGCAUGGAAUUACUUCUAUGAGUGGGGGCAUUUAUGGAAUUUUAUUGAGUUGAUUUCCAAUUUUGUGUUGGUAUUUACAUUGUUGAAUGCCAGAAAAUGACAACCUUGUUUGCGUAUGGAUGGGUUGGUUGUGUUGGACCAAAAUUAAACAUUUUGAGUGUGACGUGAUUAA
Molecule: messenger RNA, 6519 nt
Organism: Malus domestica (apple)
Lineage: Eukaryota; Viridiplantae; Streptophyta; Magnoliopsida; Rosales; Rosaceae
Source: RefSeq, a predicted model, not a curated record